Molecule: messenger RNA, 2268 nt
Organism: Vombatus ursinus (common wombat)
Lineage: Eukaryota; Metazoa; Chordata; Mammalia; Diprotodontia; Vombatidae
Gene: GALM
Product: galactose mutarotase
Exons: 7
Coding region: 212-1240 (342 amino acids)
Biological process (GO): glucose metabolic process; beta-D-galactose catabolic process via UDP-galactose, Leloir pathway
Molecular function (GO): aldose 1-epimerase activity; carbohydrate binding
Source: RefSeq, a predicted model, not a curated record
AGUAGCCCUAAAUUUUGGUGCGGGCCGGAUUAAGCGAUCCGAGGGCUGUCCCGGAGAUAGGGCGGGCGGGAGGAGGAGUUUAGCCUCUCUUUUAUAAAGUAACCUCGGCCCCGCCCUCCCGGUGUGUGGUUUCUGCUCCUAGGUGUGCCCGGUACCUGUGCUGCAGCUCGGUGGAGUGAGCUGGCUGGUUGUUUUCCUUUCCUUUUCGCCCAUGGCUUCGGUGACCAGAAGUGUGUUUGGGGACCUCCCCGGUGGAGCAGGGAUUGUAGAGAAGUUCCAUCUGCAGUCAGACCAGCUGAGAGUGGAGAUUAUCUCCCUGGGCUGCACUAUCACCGCACUGGAGGUGAAAGACAGGGAUGGGAAAUUCUCAGAUGUGGUGCUGGGCUUUGCCGAGCUGGAAGGGUAUCUCAAGAAGCAUCCAUACUUCGGAGCAGUAGUUGGACGAGUGGCCAACCGAAUUGCCAAAGGGACCUUCACCAUGGAGGGGAAAGAAUACAAGUUGGCCAUUAACAAUGGACCUAAUAGUCUACAUGGAGGACUGAAAGGCUUUGACAAGGUCCUUUGGACCCCUCAAGUGCUACCAAAUGGUGUUCAGUUCUCCCGGAUCAGUCCAGAUGGAGAGGAAGGCUACCCUGGCGAGCUGAAAGUUUGGGUCACGUAUACGCUCGAUGGGGGACAGUUAAUAGUGAAUUACAAAGCCCAGACCAGCAGCACCACACCGGUCAGUCUGACCAACCACUCGUAUUUCAACCUGGCGGGCCACGGCUCUCCGAAUAUAUAUAAUCACGAAGUUUGUAUAGAUGCUGAAGCUUUUUUGCCUGUUGAUGAUAACCUGAUCACUACUGGAAAAGUGGAAUCUGUGCAGGGCACUGCAUUUGACCUGAGGAAGCCGGUGGAACUUGGAAAGCACAUGGAGAAGUUCCAGAUUAAUGGUUUUGACCACAACUUCUGUCUGAAAGAUACACAGGAGAAGCGUUUUUGUGCAAGGGUCUAUCAUCCCCGAACUGGACGGAAGCUAGAAGUAUACACAACCCAGCCCGGGGUUCAGUUUUACACAGCCAAUUUCCUGGAUGGAACACUGAAGGGAAAGGGGGGUGCCGUGUACCCCAAACACUCAGGUUUUUGCCUUGAGACCCAGAACUGGCCAGAUGCAGUCAACAAGCCACAUUUUCCUCGUGUACUGCUCCAUCCAGGUGAAGAGUAUAAUCACACUACUUGGUUCAAUUUUUCUGUGGCUUAAGGAGGGUCACAUUGGCCCUACCAGAUGAAGAACACAGGCAAUGGAAAUCCGUCGAAAGCCUCUUUGGCCACCGAAGUCUUAGGAGCUAAAAGUAAUCGACCGGAUUGAAGUAAUCACAGUGAUAGAUGUUAGAUUAAUUAGUCAGAUUCUUAAGUACUGGUGAUCUUCUAAAAUGACUAACUCCAGGCUAUGCUUGAAGGUCAACUCAGUUCCCUGUGCUAAUGAAGGGAGCCAGAAAUAAUAAGGAAUACCAUUCACUGCAAUCCCAAGUCUCUCCCUCUAGACUUGGUGGAAGUAACUGGGGGCAUUAGUACUCUGAGGACCAGGGACAGUGAAGGCAAUUGUUGAUGGCCAUCACCAUUUAAAUCUUCUUGUCUUUAUAUUUCUUUCUUUUCCUUUCUCUUCUUUCCUUUUUCCUCUCUUUUUUCUUUCUUCUCUCCCUAUGCCUAAGGGCAUUACUUGUGGAACUCUUAAGUAAAAGAGUUUCUGGCUCCUUUUUUGGCUAUUUCAUCCUUUUUUCCCCACCUGCCCUUCAUAAAAAUUGCUCCCAAGUAGCAAAGAGAUCUGAGCAAGGUAUAUGAGCUACUUGUACUUUUGCCUUUAAUAUGGUGGGGGUGAUUGGUUUAACACCAGGGGUGGGGAACCUGAAGCCCUCUAGGUCCUCAGGUUCCCCAGUGUUCUGUAAAGUUUGGAUUCAGUCAAAGGGCUGGACUUGAGGAUCCUGGUUUAACCCAACGCCCCAAGGCCAGCAAAACUUGAAACUGUGUAGCGUCUUCCUCAGUAGUCCGCUUUAGUGUGAGUGAAUCAGACUAAACUAAAAACUUAAUGGAGAUGACCUGUUGGUAGUAGACUAGGAUAUUCGAUACUACCUCUAAGUCUCGCUGCCAGAAACCUUAUUUUCAAGAAUGACACAAUUGCCAGUAUUUGUAUUGUGUUCAUGAUCUUUAGAAUAACAGAAAUACCAGAUGACUUUGUUAUGCACUCAUGCCCAUUCUGAAUGAAAUAAAAUUCUGCACGUUGAAAAGGCA